Cataglyphis hispanica is the source of this 1033-nucleotide messenger RNA. Its product is annotated as NPC intracellular cholesterol transporter 2-like. Gene Ontology annotation, molecular function: sterol binding. The transcript is spliced from 3 exons. Gene Ontology annotation, biological process: sterol transport. The record is from RefSeq and is a predicted model, not a curated record. Bases 140 to 592 code for a protein of 150 amino acids. Lineage: Eukaryota; Metazoa; Arthropoda; Insecta; Hymenoptera; Formicidae.
UAGGUUUUUCAUUCGUUCCCGAGCUUAUCAGAUUUUAGGUCAACCAGGUGUUCGAUUAGAUAUUACCGGGCGAAUAAAUAGCCGCCUCUCACUGACCGAAAAUCACAUCGAUUGUCAUUUCUCUCGUGAGGACGCCACCAUGAAGGCUUUCGUCUUUGCUUGUAUAAUCGCCGCAUUCUGCGUCGCGUCCCUGCAGAGCACGCCGCAUUUUUCAUGCGACGACGGACCUCUGCCUUUGGAAUUAAGGAUAGACGGAUGUGAUAGUUCUCCCUGCGUCGCCUACAAGGGGACUAACUUGUCCGCGCAGUGGGACUUUGUCGCUAAUGCCGAUACGAAAUCGCUCGUACCGCAAGUAAUAGUUACGGUUAUGGGUUCCACAAUAAAGUAUCCGUAUCCCGAGCAGGAUGCCUGCAAGUCCCUGACAAAUGGCGAAUGCCCGUUGAAGAAGGACGCAAAGGCCACGUACAAUCUCAAUAUGCCGAUAUCUAAGAGUUAUCCGAGUGUGACUAUAAACAUCGAAUUCAGCCUCCUCGACGAGACAAAGAAUGUACAGGUUUGCUUCAAUGUGGAUUUGAAGGUGACCAAUAAAUAGGUUUUUUUUUCUCAUCGAGAUUAUGAUAAAGCGUAUGAUAACAAAGUACAAACAAAAUAAUUCUGUCCACUAUCUUUUUGUUACAAUGUAUCUAUAAUGUCAAAUAUCGAUUGUUUAAUAUAGUGAAACUUUGUAUUUUAUGUCCAAUAUAAGACAUAUGCGAUCGAAAUAAUAAAAUCGAGCUUUAAGAUAUAUAUGUUUAUCGCAAGAUUUUAUCUUUCAAAAGUUUAAGGAAAUAAAUAAAAAUGCAGUUAAAUGUCUGAUUUGACUCAAAUCUGUCGAUGGCAAUUUCGAUCUGAUCCGAUAAACUAAUAACAAAAAUCAAAUUAAAUCGCACACACAAGCGACUGUAUCUCUACGCUUAAAUUUUUUAUAUAAUUAUAAAAUCGUUGAACAAUGUCGAAUCAGAGAUGUAACAAAAUAACUCGUCAAAUAAAUUUU